UUAUAAUAAAAAGUUGGUAUCUUUAACUUGCUUCCCUGUGGACUCAGUCAGGAUGUCGACAUCAUUGUUUUUAAUUGGCCGAAAUAAGGCAGGUACGUUUUAAUACAGCCUACGUGACUUUUGCUUCGUUUUCAAUAAAUCGCAUUUAUUUUGUAUAAUAAUUCCUUUUGAUAUCUCAUUGUUACACAUAAAUACGGACCUACUCACAUGUCGUAAUCAAGUCAAUAAAAGUGCAGUAGAUGCAUUAGUACGCAGUGAGGGUUUAACAAUGCAUGUCAUUUGGUUAACUUGUCUGAUCGCAGUCUUUUCUCAAUUUGGGGACUGUCAGGUACAAUGGGCUCAACCAAUGUACCAACCAAAACCUCGAUAUUACGACUGUUGUAGUUCAGCAAUCGAAGAAAUAAAUGAACUAUUGCAAGUCCUAAGAAAGUUUGAUGAAGAUCGAUCCUGCCAACCUGUCCAAAACCCUGACAAAGGCAGUUGUCUCAGUGAGGAAAUCAUCAUGAAGUUGGUUAAUGCUCUAAUUUACACAGCCACACAAAAUUGUGGGAGUAAUGGAGGGUCGGGAGGAAAUGGUGUUGGUGGGGGCGGAGGCGGCGGAGGUAACGGUCUGGGCGGAGGACUCGGCGGUGGGCUUGGACUGAACCUCGGUCUUGGAGGAGGCUUGGGUGGUGGACUACUUGGUGGCAGUGGAAGUGGUGGCGGAAGUGCAAAUGGAGGUGGAUCUCCAACUGGAUCAGGCGGUGGAGGAAAGGGCCUAGUUGCCGGCUCUGGGGGGAAGAAUAACGGCGGGUUGUUGACUGACGUACUGGACACAGUCGGCGAUAUUCUCUGAAUUAAUAGUCACAUAAACUUUACAAUUAAAUAUAAUAUUUUUGGAUAUUAUAGUGAUCAUACAUAUACAGAUGAAGCUCCCCACGCCGUGUUUUAUAGUUAUAGUUUUCUUAUCUGUUAAAAUGUAAAAGGAUGCUUAAAUUUACUUUUGUACCUUUUUAUCUUUUUUGCCACCCCUUUAAGCAGGAUAGUGAUGCUAGAUAGCAAAGCCGCAAAGAAGAACUACGAUGCGGUAUAAGAAUAUUAUGUUUAUUUAAUAUAUAUUUUUACUCCACUUUUGACGUGCCCGAAAGGGUUUGCUAAUGAUAACUUUUAAUUUUUAAUACUAUACAUGUUGGAAUGCUAAUAAAGUGUUAAGUAAAACUGCAAGAUUUCUAUUUUUUUCCUUAACUUGUAGCAAUUUCUUCUACAGCGGACACUCGGAAAAACUAGGUAACCUUUAGAUCGUCCAACACAGAAUAAUAAUGUUUUACAUAAUUAUUAUAUAGGUACGUAUUUAUGUAUCUUAGGUCUGGGGCAUGCCAUCUGUCAUAGUCGGGCAGUGAAAGGUUUGAAAAAAAAAUUAUUUGGAACGAAACUUUCCCUGACAGUAUAACGUAUUUUAUACAUAAAAUAUUAUUAGAAACCAUAAUGUUUAAAAAAAUCAGCUUAUCAAUUAAGUUUCUUUUUUUGCUGAUUAUAUGACCCAGAAAACUUCAUAGUUUACUUGUUUUUAAAAUGCAAGAAUAUUACAGUCAGCGUAAAUGUUUUUUAAUCCAUAUUCAUUAGGGCAUUAACCUAAACAUAUUCUCAUUUUUAAACUCAUGUCAAUCAUUCAAGUAUUUAUUGGUUUUUGUUAAAGUAAUAGAUGUCCCAAAU
Trichoplusia ni (cabbage looper) is the source of this 1692-nucleotide messenger RNA. RefSeq names its product acanthoscurrin-1-like. The coding region runs from base 269 to 835 and encodes 188 amino acids. The record is from RefSeq and is a predicted model, not a curated record. NCBI's taxonomy places the organism in Eukaryota, Metazoa, Arthropoda, Insecta, Lepidoptera, Noctuidae. The transcript is spliced from 2 exons.